GGGGUCUGGAGUCAUCAUUACAGAGAUACAAAAGGCCAUGAGGAGCUAUGCAAUCCCUUCUCAGGCUGCUCGAGCUUCGUCAAACCUAGCAACGCCGGAUCCAUCAUUCCUACCAUGAGGCUUCAGCUACUCUCAAUCGCUUCGCUGGUGGUGAGUGUUGGUGCGAGUUGGACAAAGAAUAUCAAUUACCGCUCUCCGUCGGAACAUCACCCGUCGCUGGGCAUCUCGAUUCACAGAGUGGUCAAGCGCAAUGAUCCUCAGAGCUCGUGGGACCAAGCAACCUUGAACUUCACACAUGGCGUGGCUUCGGGAGAUCCCUACCCUGACAGUGUUAUUCUGUGGACUCGCGUGGGCCCAACCAGCGACAACGACAGAUCAAAUGUGACGGUAUCUGGCUACGUUCAAUUGUUCGACCACGACAAUCAGAAAUUCGUAUCCAUGUCUAAAGCGCCCGUGUGUGUCGAAUAUAAGAUUGCCACUCAGAAGGAUCUGAGCGACGUCGUGGAUUCUGGCAAAGUCUUCACGAGUUCUGACGUCGACUAUACAGUCAAGGUCGAAGCCAAGAAUCUUAAACCUUAUACCACUUACUACUACCAAUUCAAUGUCUGCGACUCCGAUAACAAGAGCCCUCUGGGAAGGACAAAAACGACUCCUCAUGCCGAUGACGAUGUUACCAAAGUCGGAAUCGCAGUAUACUCCUGCUCAAACUAUCCCUUUGGUUUCUUCAACGCAUACGGCAAUUCAGUGCGCAAGGACUCCGUAGACUAUGUCGUCCAUCUAGGUGAUUACAUCUACGAGUACGCUAACGGGGAGUACGGAUGGGGUCAAAGUAUUGGCCGUGUUCCUUUGCCAGACAAGGAAAUUUUCAGCCUCUACGAUUAUCGGAAACGUCUUGCAACGUACAGGACCGAUCUUGAUCUUGUUGCGAGUCAUCAACAAUUCCCCUGGAUUCCCGUUUGGGAUGAUCACGAGGUGGCGGACAAUGUUUAUCGUGACGGCACCUCUAAGAUGAACAACACCGAAUCUAGCUUUAUUAAAGAUGGAGAAGUGAGCUUCGAUCAAAGGAAGAUGAAUGCUGUCAGAGCUUAUUUCGAAUGGAUGCCCAUCAGACAAGUGGAAAUGGAUGACAAUCUCCGUAUCUGGCGGUCCUUCAGCAUCGGAAAACUACUCGACCUUGUGAUGUUAGAUACCAGAAAUUAUGACCGUUCCAUCACCGAUCUCUACUGGAAUACCGAUUACGUCCAUGCCAUCUCAAACGAUGCCGGCCGCUCUCUCAUGGGUCAACGCCAGGAACACUGGUUCUACAAUACCCUCUCCGAGUCCGCCGACCGCGGCGCAGCCUGGCGCAUUAUCGGCUCCCAGAUCAUAUUCAGCCGUGUAAACCAGUCCGCUGCUUUCGGUGACGAUAAUCCUCUGAAUUACGAUGCUUGGGACGGUUAUAUGUCGAACAAAAACCGUACUCUCAACCAUCUAUACAGCAACAACAUCGGCAACAACAUUUUCCUAGCGGGAGAUAGCCACGCUUCUUGGGUAAGCGACCUAGCCUGGCUCGGCGAGAAAGAGUACAACAAAGAGACCGGUGAAGGUAGCAUCGGUGUCGAAUUCGCAGGUUCAGCUGUCACUUCGCCUUGUCCCUACGGCGCCAAUAUCUCUCUCGCGACAGCGAACAACUACUCGGGUAUUCUGCAGGCUUCCAACGACGAACUUCAGUGGCAAGAUCUGUACUACCGUGGUUACUACGAGCUGCACAUCAGCGGCGAGGAAGUGGUCGCGAACUAUUUCGGCAUGCCUACUGUUGUGACGAGGAAUAGUUGGGAGAUCCCAUUGGCGAAUUUCACUGUUAAGAAUGGGGAGAAUAGGUUGCAGAGACCUGUCGCUGGUGGGAUUGUGGAGAGCGGGAGCUUGAAGGCGGGAAGAACUGUUCAGACUAAUGCUACGCAUGAUACUCUUAAUGGUACGUGGUUUGUUAGCCAUGCGCCUUUGGAGGUUCUGUAA
Periconia digitata is the source of this 1995-nucleotide messenger RNA. Lineage: Eukaryota; Fungi; Ascomycota; Dothideomycetes; Pleosporales; Periconiaceae. The record is from the annotation of a GenBank genome assembly.